Molecule: messenger RNA, 2293 nt
Organism: Vigna unguiculata (cowpea)
Lineage: Eukaryota; Viridiplantae; Streptophyta; Magnoliopsida; Fabales; Fabaceae
Product: GDSL esterase/lipase 5-like
Molecular function (GO): lipase activity
Source: RefSeq, a predicted model, not a curated record
UUAAGUAAAACUCUGAUGGCAACUUCAAAAUCCAGUUUCUGCUUCCUAGUUUUCUUGGUUAGCAAUGGAAUAACUCUCAGCUUUGGUGACAUAUGCCAGCCAAAAGAAGCUGCAUUAUUUGUAUUUGGAGAUUCAAUAUUUGAUGCUGGAAACAAUAAUUACAUCAAUACCACUGCCGAUAACUAUGCAAAUUUCUUUCCAUACGGGGAAACCUUCUUCAACUAUCCAACAGGCAGAUUUUCUGAUGGUCGUGUCAUUCCAGAUUUCUUAGCCGAGUAUGCUAAGUUGCCUCUAAUCCAACCCUAUCUGUUCCCUGGUAAUCAAAGAUAUGUUGAUGGAGUCAAUUUUGCAUCUGCAGGAGCCGGUGCUUUGGUUGAAACCCAUCAAGGACUGGUGAUAGAUCUUAAAACUCAACUAAGUUACUUCAAUAGAGUCUGCAAGGUGUUGAGGCAGGAAGUGGGAGAUGCAGAAACCACAAUCCUACUGGCCAAAGCUGUCUACUUGAUCAACAUCGGAAGCAAUGAUUAUGAAGUCUACCUCACACAAAAAUCUAGUGUCAUUACUCCAGACAAAUAUGUAAAUAUGGUAGUUGGUAAUCUUUCAACUGUGAUAAAGGGGAUACACAAGGCAGGAGGGAGGAAAUUCGGGGUUCUCAAUCAGCCAGCUAUGGGUUGUGUUCCAUUCGUUAAGGCUCUUAUGAAUGAAUCUAAAGGCUGCGUGGAAGAAGCUUCAGCACUAGCGCAACUGCAUAACAAGGUUCUUUCUGUGGAGCUUGACCAGUUAAAGAAACAACUAACAGAAUUUAAAUAUUCAUACGUGGAUUUCUUUGAUUUAUCACUAGACCUUAUAAGCAACCCUUCAAAACAUGGUUUUAAAGAAGGCGAUGUUGCAUGCUGUGGCAGCGGGCCUUACAAUGGAUAUUUCAGCUGUGGAGGGAAAGGAGCAGUGAAAGAUUACAACUUGUGUGAGAAUCCUAGCGAGUAUGUGUUCUUUGAUUCAGUUCAUCCCACUGAAAGGGCUGAUGAAAUUAUUUCCCAGUUCAUGUGGAGCGGCAACUCAAGCAUUGCAGGCCCUUACAAUCUCAAAACUCUAUUUCAGCUAAAAAUUGAAGUGAAACUCAUGGCAAGUUCAAAAUUCGGGUUCUGUUUUUUAGUUUUUCUGGCAAGCUAUGGCAUAAGUUGCUGCCUAAGCCUUGGUGAUGUUUGCGAGCCAAAAGAACACGCAGCAUUAUUUGUAUUUGGAGAUUCACUAUUUGACGUUGGAAACAACAAUUACAUAAAUACUACUGCUGAUAAUCAGGCAAAUUACUCUCCAUAUGGGGAAACCUUCUUCAAGUAUCCAACAGGCAGAUUUUCUGACGGUCGUGUUCUUCCAGAUUUCAUAGCUGAGUAUGCUAAGUUGCCUCUAAUCCCACCCUAUCUAUUCCCUGGUAAUCAUCGAUACGUUGAUGGAGUCAAUUUUGCAUCAGCUGGAGCUAGGGCUUUGGUUCAAACCCAUCAAGGACUGGUGAUAGAUCUAAAAACUCAGCUCAGUUAUUUCAGGAAAGUCAGCAAGGAAUUGAGACAGCAACUUGGAAAUGCAGAAACCACAGCUCUGCUUGCGAAAGCUGUUUACUUGAUCAACAUUGGAAUCAAUGAUUAUGAAAUCUCUUUGUCAGAAAAUUCAAGUAAUACACGCACGGCUGAGAAACAUGCAGAGAUGGUAGUUGGUAAUAUUACAUCAGUGAUCAAGGGGAUACACGAGGCAGGAGGAAGGAAAUUUGGUAUUUUUAACCUACCAGCUGCGGGUUGUGUUCCAUUCGUGAAGGCUUUGGUGAAUGGAUCAAAAGGUUCCUGCGUGGAAGAAGCCUCAGCACUGCCCAAACUACAUAACAGUGUGCUUUACCUGGAACUUGUGAAGUUAAAGAAAGAACUAGAAGGAUUUAAAUAUUCAUACGUGGAUUAUUUUACCAUAACUUUUGAUGUCAUAAACAAUCCUUCAAAAUAUGGGUUGAAAGAGGGUGACGUGGCAUGCUGUGGCAGUGGACCCCACAGGGGAUAUUACAGCUGCGGAGGUAGAAGAGAAGUGAAAGAUUACGAGUUAUGUGAGAAUCCAAAGCAAUACGUGUUCUUUGACUCUCUUCAUCCCACCCAAAGUGCUCAUCAGAUUGUUUCCCAGCUUGUCUGGAGCGGAAAUCAGAGUAUUGCUGCUCCCUACAACCUCAGAUCACUGUUUCAACCAUAAUAACGAUCCAACCAUCUUAUGUACACUAUCUAUCCAAAUAAUUUUAAUUUAAUUAAAUAAAUUAAUUGCU